AUGAUUGCAGUAGCCAUCGUUGAGCAUAAUCUACCUUAUUCGUUCGUUGAGUACAAAAGGAUCAGGGAAGCAUUUGCUUAUGCCAAUUCUAAUAUAGUGUUUUGGAGUCGGAAUACUGUUGCAGCUGAUUGUCUAAAGAUCUUUGAGAAAGAGAAAAGAAAACUCAAGGAGAGCUUAAGUGACAUUCCUGGUCGUUUUUGCUUGACAACUGAUCUGUGGAGAGCAAUCACCAUUGAGGGUUACAUGUGCUUGACUGCACACUACAUUGACAGAAGCUACAAUUUGAAGACAAAGAUCUUGUCAUUAUGUGCCUUUCCUCCUCCACAUAUUGGUGCUGCUAUAGCUUCAAAGGUGUUGGAGCUGUUGAAAGAAUGGGGAUUGGAGAAGAGAGUCUUUACCAUCACAGUGGAUAAUGCUUCAUCAAAUGACAAUAUGCAGGGAGUUCUCAAGAGACAGAUGAGAAAAAACUUGGUCUGCAAUGGAGAGUUCUUUCACAUUAGAUGUGUUGCUCAUAUUUUGAAUUUAAUUGUGCAAAGUGGCUUGACUGUGAUUGAAGAAGCAUUGGAGAAAAUCAGAGAUAGUGUGAAGUUUGUGAAGGCCUCAGAGUCUAGAGAGAAGUCAUUUCAGGAUUGUGUGGAAGUUGUGGGGAUUGAUGAAAAAAUAGCUAAGGCAGGGCUGGUUUCAGAUGUGACAACUAGGUGGAAUUCUACUUAUGUGAUGUUAGAGAGAGCUAUCAAGUUUAAGGAAGUUUUUAGACAUCUUGUUGAAGUAGAGCCAAUGUAUAUGAGCAAUCCAUCUGAGGAAGAGUGGACAAGAGCUGAAAGUAUUUGUGAGUUAUUGUGUCCAUUCGCAGAGAUGACUAAAUUGAUCUCAGGAUCAACUUAUCCUUCAGCCAACUUGUACUUCAUGCAAGUCUAUAUCAUUGAAAGUUGGCUGAAAACAAAUGAGUUCUCUUAUGAUGAGGUGAUCCAAGAAAUGGUGGGAAGUAUGAAGGAGAAGUUUGAUAAGUAUUGGGAGGAAUACAGUGACAUACUUGCAAUAGCUGUUGUAUUAGAUCCUCGCUUGAAGUUCAAGUGCUUAGAAUAUUGCUUCAAUUCUCUAGAUCCAACCACAAGUCAAACCAGAUUGGAUAAUGUGAGAAAGAAGAUGAAGAAACUGUUUGAUGUGUAUUCAAAGAAAACUGGCGAAGAAGCUUCUCAAAGUAACACAAUGGAACAACAAGUUCUUCCUGGAUAUAGUGGCUUUUAUGCUUUUUUUUCUCAAGCAGCUGGUGGUAAUGGCAUGUCUGCAUUAGAUAAAUAUUUAGAUGAGCCUGUGCUGGAUUUUCUUGCAUUCCCGAGCUUGAAUGUUUUAGGCUAUUGGAGAGAUAAUCAAAACCGCUUCAAGGAGUUGGCGACAAUGGCAUGUGAUGUAUUGAGCAUUCCUAUUACAACCGUGGCUUCAGAGUCUUCAUUUAGUAUUGGAAGUCGAGUUUUAAACAAGUAUAGGAGUUCUCUUCUUCCUUCAAAUGUGCAGGCCUUGAUAUGUGCCCGGAAUUGGCUUCGUGGCUUUGAAGAAAUUGAUGAUCAAUUUGACUUCUCGAACUUAGAGGAAGCCAAGAAAGGAGGAGAAGAAGUUUAA
Molecule: messenger RNA, 1620 nt
Organism: Microthlaspi erraticum
Lineage: Eukaryota; Viridiplantae; Streptophyta; Magnoliopsida; Brassicales; Brassicaceae
Source: the annotation of a GenBank genome assembly